Molecule: messenger RNA, 3476 nt
Organism: Wyeomyia smithii (pitcher-plant mosquito)
Lineage: Eukaryota; Metazoa; Arthropoda; Insecta; Diptera; Culicidae
Product: fibulin-1
Exons: 16
Coding region: 570-3359 (929 amino acids)
Molecular function (GO): calcium ion binding
Source: RefSeq, a predicted model, not a curated record
AUUGAUAUGUGAUGCAGUUUCAAUAUUUUGAUACAUUUGGUUUUGCACGCAUCGAUUAUUUCAACCUAAAUAGUCCACAAGUCCAAGUGCUAUAUGAGCACAAAACCAAGCGAACAAUGCAUUUUGCUAGGACCUUGACCAAUAAACGGUCAUGAGCUAGGGAAAAUGAUACUUGCGCCCUGCCAUGGGUUGCAGCAAAACUUGGCUGUGACCAAACACGCGAUGUCAGAAUGUAUCACAAACAUGCUCGAAUGAAAAAUUAAACCGUCAGAUUGUGGCUGGUAAUGAAUGGCUCAGGACCUUUUCGGUUUUCAAUCGUAUUCUGAUUUCCAAUAAAAGCGGAGAUUUUGCCAGACCGGAGAGUUCCACUAAUGACAAAAGUAGGAAAUUAAAUUGUGGUUUCUCAAUCGGUGAAGGAGCGUAGUCUAAGUGGAAAUCCAUUUUGAAGAGCUGCUUAUUGGAUUACCGUAAAGUGAUUCGAAAAAGAACGUGAAAACAGUAGCUAACUCAUCGCAGAACUAGAGUGAAUUACUUAAAUUCAGCGAAGUGAAGCGUGAACUAAUGUCACGAUGGAAUUUAAAGUGAUGGUUUGCCUCAUAGCUUUUGGUUGUUUUGGCCUAGUGAGAUCAGAAGCUAUUGCCAUCGAACAGAUUUUAUCGCUGUGCUGUCAAGAAGGAGAAGAAUGGGGAACCCAGCAUAGGUUAUGUUCGAGUUUUAACAAAUCGCUCGAGUUAGUCCCAAAAGAACUUCGAGGAUUGUGUCUUUCGACGAUCGAAAUCUGCUGCUCGAAGCAGCACAAGAUUUAUCAGUGCACUGCGGGACAGAUUGCUGCUCGUCAGGGUCUCAGCUGCUCGUUGAAAGGUGAUCACUCGGGUUCUGAGUUUUAUACGGACUGCUGCGAAGCCUGCAAAAUAGGACUUGUAGUGGGAUCUAGUGCUAGUAAAUGCUCGGUCGACCCAUUCGCCUUUGGUAGUCCAUGGGAUGAGGUGUACGAUGGCUGCUGCAAGGAUAUAAAGCAAGGCGAAGAUUCAUUUAUUUUGAACGAGGAGGACGAAAACAACUUAUGUGGUCGCUUCGACAAUCUUUGCUCACAAAUUUGCGAGAACACCGAAGCUGGUUCUUAUAUGUGCAAAUGCCAUCAAGGUUAUACACUGCUUGACGAUAGGAAAACUUGCGUUCAAAUUACCUCGGAAGAUGAAAAUGAAAUUUCAACAGAACAAAUUGCGUCUGAUUGUCGGCAAGGAUACGAAAAAGAUCAGCGGACUGGUGAAUGCGUGGAUGUUGACGAGUGCGAAACUGGUGAAGCAGUCUGCGAUAUGGAACGCCAGGUUUGUAUGAACAUCGAAGGCGACUAUCGCUGUUUGGACAUACAGGACGUCAAAUGUGACGGCGGCUUCCGAUUUGAUCGCAAAAGUGGGAAAUGUGAAGAUAUCAACGAAUGCGAGGACCAAGCGGCCUGUGACGAGGGCUUCCAAUGUGUUAACAUAAAAGGUUCCUAUGACUGUAUUGCAGUUGUGAAAAAUUAUCAAGCCAGAACACCGACAAAGAAAAAGGUCGAAUCUUGUGCUCCUGGUUUUCGACGACACAACGAUCAGUGCGUAGAUAUUGACGAAUGCGCUGCCGACAAGAAUGCCUGCGAUAGUAAUCAAGUUUGUACGAAUGAAAUCGGAGGCUUCCGAUGUGACUGCAAAAUCGGCUUUAUGCUGGACCAAGUAACCAAUGCUUGCGUGGAUAUAAAUGAAUGCCAAAUUAAUGCUCACGAGUGCUUGGAGAGCCAACGAUGUGACAACACAAUUGGAUCCUACACGUGCAUCCGUUUGCAAAGCUGUGGCACCGGAUAUACGCUAAAUGCUGAAAGCGGAAACUGCGAUGAUGAUGACGAAUGUGCUUUGGGACGUCAUAAUUGUGUGCAUCCUUACGAGUGUUUCAACACGAAAGGAUCUUUCCGCUGCCGGCAGAGGUCAAGGUAUUCUCCAGCGGUUGUUACUAGUAGCAAUAACAUUCGCAGUAGCACUAGUACGAGUGCAACCACAACCACUACAACCACACCUCGUUCUGUUUAUUACACGCAACCUCCUAGGACAACAGGAUAUCCUCAACAUCGUGACAUAGAGUACAACCGUUACCAAGGCUCAUGCGGAAUUGGUUUCGAACGUAAUGCUCUUGGAGCGUGUGUUGAUAUUGAUGAAUGCUCUCGACCAAAUGCUUGCCGUCAAAAUCAGCGAUGCGUUAACAGUAAUGGUUCCUAUAGAUGCUACGAUCUUUUAGUUUGUCCAAAUGGUUUCAUGGCUACAAACGAUGGAUCCGAAUGUAUAGACAUCGACGAAUGUAACACUGGGGAGGCCAAGUGUGGACCAGACCAGGUAUGUAAGAACAAACGAGGAGGAUACGUGUGCCUCUGUCCACCGGGUCAUAUCAUCGGCCGAAACCAUCGAUGUGAGGAUAUAAAUGAGUGUGACCUACACAAAGGCAAGGUAUGCCCACAAAACUCAGACUGUGUCAACACGGUCGGAUCGUAUCAGUGCGAUUGUAAGGCUGGUUUCAAAAAAGACCGGCCUGAAGAACUGAUUUGCACUGAUGUUGAUGAAUGUACGGAUAUUCCCGGCCUAUGCCACCAGCGGUGCAUUAAUUAUUGGGGUUCCUACCGAUGUGGCUGUGAAGCGGGAUACAAACUGGCUGCUAAUAACCGAAGCUGCGAUGAUGUUAACGAAUGCGAGGAAUACAAAGCGAAUAAUCUUUGCGUUGGAAUUUGCGAAAACACACCCGGAUCAUACAGAUGCCGAUGCCCGCAGGGAUACACACUAGGACAUGAUGGACGCAGUUGCGUAGAUAUCGACGAGUGCGAUACUAGGGAUGUUUGCAGUGGUCGGAAUGAAAUUUGUACUAAUAUUCGUGGCAGCUAUCGAUGCACACGAAUCAACUGCCCACACGAAUACGAAAUCGAUCCCGACAGGAAAAAUCGCUGCUUACGGACUAUCAAAUAUUGCAAUAGAGGCGAUUUGGAAUGUUUACGAAAACCAUCAUCCUACUCAUACAAUUUUAUAACUUUGGUUUCGAAUAUGCCGGUACCACCUACAGGCAGGGCAUUGUUCAAUUUACGAGGUCCCGAUUGGUACGAGUCAAUCGACUUUGACCUGAAAGUAGUAUCAGUAGAUGCACUACCCUCUGUUCGCUCAGCGGAUCAACGAUAUUUCAGCUUGAAUAAAAUGUCAAAUGAAGUGCUGUUGAAUCUAGUCAAGAGUAUAGAAGGACCACAGGACAUUGAGUUGGAGUUAAGCAUGGUAGUUUUUAAGGAUGGACAGCCGGUCGGAUCCAACAUCGCUAGACUGUUUCUUAUGGUUGCUGCCCAUGAAUUCUAGUACACAAUUAUACGUUUUUAUUAUUAGAAUUAUUUUUAAUUACUGUCUUAUACUUUGUGUUCAAAAGUAAAAAUAAAGUAACCGUUCGAAUCUUUUUCACACAAAUAAUCAAUUAAA